AUAGACAGUCAAGUGUAUCGGACAACCACCACGCAAAUUACCAUCCUUAUAGAUGAUGUAGAUGAUGAGAAACCAGUAUUUGAUGUUGGUGUUUUCAUUCUCAAGGUGCCAGAGGGGGUAAGGCCAUACUCGUUUAUGCUUUUUUGAGAUGUUUUGAACACAACUGUAGGCCACAUUCACAUCCUGGUUCUUUCUGGUUCUGGUAGUGUUUCAUUGCUGCAUCCAUGUACUGGCAUCUUUGCAACGGUUGGGGGUAUGAUUUUGCUAUUUUAACAGCUCCUAGCUGAUGCUAGGGCAUCCUUGAAACUUUCGACCGAUGUCGAGUUCACAGUGGCAUCGCCCAGGUGGUUCCAUGCUAUUAUUGUGCGUGGGAAGAAAGAUUGUUGAUGCUGCACUGUGUUGCACUUAGGCACUUUGAAGCAUUUGCUAUUGUUUCGGGUGUAAUUGUUUAUGGAAAUGUCAGUACUGAAGUCAGUGUUGAGUGAGGGUUUUGAUCUGAUUAGUCUACCCGGCUUCUGUGGGGUGAGGUACGUGCCUGCUGGGAUGGCCAGCACCAGUCCCAUGAUCACUUUAUAUAAGAAUAUCACUUAUCAGGCGGAGUCCCUCUCGUCUGUCUUUAAGGGAGGGGAUGUCAAAUCUUUUUAAGAGGCCAGUGACGAAUCCAGGAGCAGUGGAUUUGUAGUCUCGAGCGAUAAAACGCACCGCAUUACGUUGAAUUCGCUCCAUCUUGUCCACGUCUUGCUUAAGGUGUGGGUCCCAGAUGAUCGCACGAUAUUCCAGUAGUGGACGGACGAGUGCGAGAUAGGCAUUUCAUUUGCAGGAAGUUGUCAUAUGAUGUUGAUAAUUUUAGCAAUAGAAUGAUGGAUGUCCCUUUUUCUGCUUAUGUCACAUAGUGUAAAAAAACAACAUAAAUCAUGUGCAAGAAUCUGCAUUUAAAAGCCUGAGCACAGCUCACUUAGAAAAAAAACAUUACAGGUCACUACAAGCACACAAACAAGACACAAGGCAGACACCAAAAUAUCAUCAAGUCACACAACAGACAUGCGUCACUUCUUACACAGUAAAAUAAUUACUGUUGGCGUCACAUAACAGACAUGUAUCUCUUCUUACACAGUAAAAUAACUACUGUUGGCGUCACAUAACAUACAAACGUCACUUCUUACAAGUAAAAUAACUACUGUUGGCAUCACAACAGACAUGCUUCACUUCUUACACAGUAAAAUAACUACUGUUGGCGUCACACAACAGACAUGCGUCACUUCUUACACCGUAAAAUAACUACUGUUGGCGUCACAUAACAGACAUGCGUCACUCCUUACACAGUAAAAUAACUACUGUUGGCGUCACACAACAGACAUGCGUCACUUCUUACACGAUAAAAUAAUUACUGUUGGCAUCACAACAGACAUGCAUCACUUCUUACACAGUAAAAUAAUUACUUUAUUUUGGUGAUGUUUAGUUCUCAUAUUUUUGGGUUAUAAAACACGAUUUACUUUGUGAAUAUUGGUCAUGUUACAGACUGAUUUAUCAAACCAAAGCUUUGAGGCAACACCUGCAGUACAUGCUUACGAUGGAGAUCUGGGACUUAAUACAACCAUCAUUUACAGUAUCGGUAAGUACCCACUGAUAAGUUUAAUUUUUGUCUCAGCAUCCUUCAGUGGCACAUUUUAACACUGCCAGCACCUCAACAGUGCCGGUACAAUUCUAAUAGUGCUGCAACGGUACUGCAACACAGACGGAGCUAAAACGCUGAUGAUAUUUACGAAAUUGAAAGUGCUGACUUCACUGAGUGUACAACUGACUACAGCAUCAUAAUGUGACUAGUGAGAAAGUUUCAAAAUUCUGGGCCCAUGCCCAUGUUGGUGUCCAUUGUUGUGAGUCCCAUCAUGAAGGAUAAUAUCACAAUAAUAGGACUCUGUGUCCUGGCACUACACUAUUAUUAUAUUAUAUGUUCAACAGAAUCCAUGCCCAGUGACCUGAAUAUAACCAUUGAUAAUGUCACAGCUAAAGUGAAAAUUCUCACACAACUGGACCAUGAAGUUAAAAGUGAAUACUCAGUCACUAUAACGGUAGGCAAAUUUUUGUCACAAUAAAGUUUAUCACACCUAUAUAUAAAAGAGAAAGUUUGUGGGUCUGUCUGUAUGUUCCACAAAGGCUUUUACAUGGAAUGAUCGAUCUUGACCAAACUUGGCACAUAUAUCCGUCAUUAUUUGAAAGAAACUCUUAAGGGGUUAUAAACUUUUUAUAACAUUCCGUUUGAGGCCGGGGGCCCAAAAUGUUGUUUUUUCCAAAAUGAGCUAUGUAAAUAAAAUUACUAAAAAAUACUCCUACAUGAAUGGAUGGAUCUUGACCAAAGUUAGAACAAAUACACUUUACUAUCCACAUUCAAAUACCAAAGGGUACUGAACUUAUAAUAUCCAUUCCUCUGGGCCAGAGGCCCAAUUUCAUUUUCCUUAUUUAAGCUAUAUAAAUUAUAAUAGGCUUAGACAACACUAUAGGUUUUAUGUGAAUUGGUGGAUCUAGCAAUACCCUUCUAAGUCCGCAUUGAAAUAGCUGUGGAUUUAAAACUAAUAAUAUGCAAUCCAUUCAGUUCAGGGGAGAUCUAGAGUCCUCUAGAAAGUUUGAUGGUUUAAGAAAGCAAUAUCUAUGGCAUUUUUAAACCGAUUUUAAUGGGACAAAUUUUAAAUUUUAAUUCUUCUUUAUAGGCUUCCCCGCCACCCCCAUCUGAGACAUAACUAAAAAGUUACCUUAUUCAAUAAGCCCCCACCGGGGCCCCUAUUUCAAUGUAAAUGUACUAUAGUUAUAGUAGUAUAAUAUUUCUCAUUUGAGAAAUAAUUACGUAGAAAAGUAACUUUUUACACGUUUCAUGGAGGAUAUCAAAUUUAAUUUAGAAUGUUCUAGAAGCUUCUAUAUUCUACGGGGAUAUAUAAUGGGAUCUAAAAGCAUAUUCGAACAAAAUCGCACUGAGAAUGAUCCCAUAGAGGCCAGGUAAGGGGAACGAGAUCCAACAGUAAACUGGAACCCAUCAGUUACGCGAUCCCAUCGGGAUCACACCGGGAAACGUGACUGCGCAGAGAUUGGAGUUAUUUAUAAAUAUAUGUCCCAGAACUUGAGGUUACCAAGACAAAAGUGGGGCAGUAUCCAGCAUGUGUCAUCACCUGACAUUGACACGCUGUGACCAUUUCUUAAUUAAAAAAAAAAGAAAUAAUAUAGGCCUAUUGAUUAUUAGUGUACCUUAUGAAACUAAUUUUUCAAAUAAAACUAUUUAUUUAUUUUUUUAAAUAUUUUUUUUAACUGUUCAAGGCUACCCAAGUGGACAAUGAUCAGAUGAGAACGUCAGCCAUUCUGAUUAUUGAAGUGGAGGACAUCAAUGACAACUGGCCCAAGUUUACCAACCAGGUCACAGACAUAACAAUAUCAGAGAUGACACAAGUAAACACUUACCUGGUCUUGAUGAAUGCUAAGGAUGAAGACCAGGUAAUAAAACCUUACACUGGAUUUUUGCGUCACCUUAGUAAAAUGGGCUGUGAAUCAUGAGACAUAUUACACUGAUUUUUUAUUAAAAGAUAUUGUUUUGUUUUAAAGACAAGAUAAGAUCAGAUAACAUAAGAUUGUUUUAUUGAUCCAAAUAAAUGGAAAUGUUUUUUUAUUACAUUUUACAUAUUCAAUUUCAGCACAUAAAAAAAUACAUAUUUUAACAAAGAGAACAUUUUACAAUCAUAACAAUUUAAACACAAAACAUCUAAAGUAUUUCUGUGGCGUAGAAAUCAGCCAUCAAUGAACUCAUGUAGUGGCUUAAUUAGUGAUCAUUUAGAUGGUGGCUGUUGCAGAAUUUAUAUUAGUAAGUUACAGGCCUACGUAUAAUUAAAACAAGUUUGUUCAUGUUUUGAUAUUAUCUAUCAUAUCUAUAUUGACAAGUUUAUAAGAAAUUGUUUCACAUGCAUUUUUUUGUAUUUUGAAAUAUGCCUGUCUAGCUAUUUCAUGUUAAGUUUUUCUUGAGUGCAGAUGCCAUUUUGAAGAGAGGCCACUGAAUAAAAUUUAAAAAAGUUAUACCAAAAGUUUUCUUUGGUACGAAUUUUACCAGCUAAAUUAUACAUAACGCAACACUCUGUCACAGUUAAGGUAUGUAUUAUUAAAACAGGGGGAAAAUGCCAAGUUCGAUUACAACAUCACAUCGGAUGAUCUUCAAGCAUUUGGUCUGAAAUAUGACAACGUAACUUCACAAUUUUGGCUAACGGUGGUUAAUGCAUCAGCAUUGCGUGGCAAGGUGGAAGUUCAUGUCAAGGUAAGUUUUUUGUCAUGAUGUUGGAUUGGAUUGGAUAUUUAUAGGGCGCCGGUAUCCAUGCUACUUUAGCAUGCUCACUGCGCUCUGGUUUUCUUAAAUCUUUUUAAACAAAAAAUUUUUUUUUUCUUAAAUUUCAUUUCUCCUGUUUGCUUGAAACUAUGACUCUUAUGUCACAUGACUGACACAUGAUACCAACUGAAACAUGCUCCUCUGCAGACACGCAUAUUCUGUCCAUUCCCAAGACACACACUAAAACAUAUGGUGAACGAUCUUUCUCUUUCUGCGCCCCCAAACAAUGGAAUUCUUUGCCACAACACAUACGCAAUAUACCAACCACCCAGGCCUUCAAAACUGCACUCAAAACAGAUCUUUUUAAAUUAUACUACCCUGAGUGAUUCCCCUCCUCUGACUGACUGAUAAACGAUCUUGCUGGCUGCCGUCCAUGGUUUGCCUUGUAAAAGUUUUGUGUUGGGGUGGGUGAAUAUACAUUGCUGUUCUUUAUUUCAUAUAUGUAUUUUAUUUUAAUGUCAUGAUUAUGUCUCUUUUGAUAAAAUUUUUAUGUACAGCGUGGUGAGCCCAGCCCUAGGCUGGGGUACUGCGCAUAUAAGACCUCUUAUUAUUAUUAUUAUUAUUAUUAUUAUGGCUGACACAUUACAUCAUUACAUCCCUGUUAUUUCUUGCAUUCGGCACCAACACUAAUUGGCUUCAAGAUCCUUACUACUGUGCAGUGAAUUUUUUGUUUUUAAAAGUCAUCUCACCUCAAUUCAAAUAUAGAUGCUAAUGUUUUUUCUUCUCAUCCAUUAAUCUUUUUGCUGCACUUGAAUUUAUCAGGUGCAUCUACGGGAGAAGGAGAAAGCCGUUGGCAGUCCGUGUGCCGACACAUCUGCCUGUUCAACAGAUAUAACUGUUCACAUACAGGACUACAAUGACCACAUGCCAAUAUUUCCAGAUCCACUUUAUGAAUUUACCAUAUUCAGCCACAGCCCUGAAAAUUGGCCAGUGGGAAAGGUGAGUUUUUACAGGUUCGAGAGGAGUACCUGGAUUGUUGGUGAAAUUGUUAUUCAAUUUCCUUUGUGUCACUGGGCAGGUGUCUGUGUUUUUCAAAUAUUUCUUUAGAGUUGAGUGGUCAGCAGUUAAUGGUCAAUGUUAAUAAUGUCACGGAAAGUUUAUUUGUUAGGUUUUUUUAUACUUUGAUUUACUAGAACGCAGAGAUUUCAGGGGGCUCGUUAUCAUAUAUUGUGGAAUUAUAGUUUUGUUUAAUGUAUGUAGGUAAGAAAAUAAUUCAUAAUUCUAUAGACAUAUCUAUGUACUCUAUGAUAUGUUCCCUGAAAUUUCUUCAUUAUCCAGAUUGAGGCAAAUGAUCUUGACAAGGGAGACAAUGCCAGAAUUACAUACAGCCUGAAAUUCAUCCCACCCAUCACAGACUGCAGCAAAGUUAUCAUUAAUGAGACGUCAGGGGCAAUAACUUUGUCUAAACCCAUGACGGUGAUCUCUACGUGCUACUUUCUGGCAACCGCAUGUGAUAACCCGGUGGAUUCACUUUUACAGUAAGAAUCCCAUUUUAAGAAAAAAAAUUAAAGAAUAAUUAGAUUAAAUGAAAUAAUAUUGAUGUAUAGUAAAAUGUAAGAUAAAAUGUAAAUGUAAUUAAAUAUAAAAGUUUGAUGUUUACAUUGCAGGCGCUGUGCUACAGUUUCAGUCACUGUCAAGGUCAUUGAGGGCUCUACUGGUGGGAAUGGCUCAGUUGAAGUUCAUGAUGUGACAAUACCUGAGAACAUCCCCUUGGGGACCCUAGUCACUGUUUUACCUGUAGGCAACCAUUAUCCUGUAUCCAAGGGGGUUAAAGUUGGCUUUAGUGUAACUUAAUGGGGGGGGGGGGUGUGGAUACUGGAAUUUAAAGCUUUUUGGCAGACAUUUGAGAAGUUCAUGGGAGCUAUGUUUAAUAUUGUAUUUAUUUGAUGGAAUAACCUUGGUUGUGUGCAAUGGUGAACUCAGUAAGAAAAUAUUCUACUAAUCAUGUGAAAUUUACUAGUAUGUUAUGUCACAUCUACUGAUAUAUUUUUAUUCAGCUAAAUUUUAUAAUUAAUUGGCUCCUCAAGAAACCAGCAGGGUUUCAGCAUUUUCAGAUCACCGCAAAAAUAGUUGUUCAAGGGCAUUUAAAGAGAUAAGAGAGAUAAUGGUGUUCUCAUGUGGGGCAUUUAUAUUUAUUACCAAUAAAAGCGUUGGUGCUCAGCCCCCCCCCCCCCACCCCCCCAAACCAAUAUCAAAAAAUUGCCCUAAUAGUCAAAUUUCCCGCAGUACACAUCUUAAAUUAAGUUAAGGGCAUUUAAAGAGAUAAGAGAGAUAAUGGUGUUCUCAUGUGGGGCAUUUAUAUUUAUUACCAAUAAAAGCGUUGGUGCUCAGCCCCCCCCCCCACCACCCCAAACCAAUAUCAAAAGAUUGCCCUAAUAGUCAAAUUUCCCGCAGUGCACAUCUUAAAUUAAGUACUGCUUUUCCUCAGUAUCAAAUAAUUCAAUUUUAAAUAUAUUUUUAGACUUCCCAUCUCUAUCUUAUAGAAAUUUUAACAUUCAACAGAUCACAGGACUGAUCACAAACAGUACAGAAUUUAGAACAGAUCAUGAGUAAGCACAUCUUUACUGUUACAGAUAAUCCUGGUGCUUAAUUGCCUGUAUAGCUAAUUAUGAUAAACAACUGUCCUUUAAAUUUUAAAUGAAUCAUACUGUGCCUUUGCCUUAUGGUUCAUUACAUUGUGCAAAUUGAAGAAUCUAAUGCCAUCAAUUCAGUACCUUCUUGGUUGGGCAUACAAAGUCACAAGACAGUUCUAAUACUGAUUCUUUAAUAAACAUUAAGUUAAUGUAUUUAUUUCUAAUGGAGAAGAAAAAAUACUGUAUGUUCGUACCUCUUGUGCUUCCUUCUAUAGUAUUUACUCAUUUGUAUGACCGGAACAUACAGGUUACUAGGGGAACUGGUUUAAAUAGGUUUAUGAAUAAGUUAUAAGUAAUUAAGAAGUGAUAUGAGACCGGAAAUGUUUGAUUUGAUGAUUUCAGCUCUAUCUUGACCAACACAGUCAUUGAUAGGGAGAAACAGGACACUUACCGCCUGGUGUUUGUGAACCGUGAAUAUGUGAGUAAAAAUAUAGUAAUAACUCAGUCCUGGCUGCAGCUUUGCAUGAGCUCACUACUUCCUUAUCACCACGUUAUGAACCUUCAUUUUCUUUUCAAUAUUUACAUUUGGAACAUGUUUGUUUAGAGGUAAAAAUUAACCAGAGGGCAAAUGUAGCAACAUUGAACGCAACAAAUGUAGAGUUAUUUCCAACACACUUCUGAUAAAUAAGACACAUUAAGCAUCAGUUCACACGAUCAAAUUCUUUUUAAAUUAGUUUCAAAUUUGGUUUAUUUUAUUUUGGUCAAAAAUUAGAAUUUAAUCAAAUAGUAAUUUGAAAUUUGUGACAAGGCUUCAUACAAAAAUCGCAUCAAAUGUAUGAAAGAAAAUUUGAAAGUAAUUUGAUCAUGUGCACUGAGCUUUAGUCACUGAUUAACAAUAGGAUUAAUUCUAAUAAAAAAUAUAAAACUAAAUCCAUAUCUCUACAUAUAACAAAUAUCGCAAUAACUAAUAACGAUAAAAACAUGCAAAUAACUCGUGGAACUGGAAAUUAUAGUAAAAAUCUAUCAAAUGACAACACUUUGUUGGGCACAAAAACACUGAAAAAAAUAAAAAUAUAUGAAUGAGAAAAUAAAUGAAGGAAGACUUGGUUUAGAUGAAAUUUUACGCAUAUCAUUAAAAGAUUAUUUUAAAAGAAACGUGCCCAGUUAUUCCCCGUAUCCCUCAGGCGAAUAUUUGAUUUUAUCUCUAACGGCUACCCUUCCACUUUAAACCCUAAGUUACAUACGCUGUAGACUGACCCAUUAGUAAAUUUAAAUAGUGGUGGUAAGUUAUAUAAAGAAGAGGGCAUAAAGCCAUUAAAAUAUAUGCCACUUUCCCUUAAUCUAACCCAGAAUUUCAACAGUGAUACAAAAACAGAUUCUCGUAAAAGACUAGCUACAAAGAAUUCUACAAAUAAACACAUAAAUAUUGUAACAAUCUGCAUUCUUAAGUACAGCUUGACAGAGUUACAACAUUUUCUAAUCUACUCUCCUGAGCAUUGACCAAAUGCAUCUUGUAUGCAUCAUUCAGGUGGACUCACUGAUAGUCAACAUACAUGUGGAUGAUGUCAAUGACAAUCCUCCAGUGUUGACUAGUCACACGUAUAACUUGAACAUCCUGGAUGAUGCACAGAUAGGUCAAACUGUCCUACAAGUAAAUGUAAGUAGGUCAAAACUUGUUACAUAAUAUGUAUAGGUACAUAAUAUGGAAUUGUUAUACAUGAUUAUAAAUUAAAAUAAGGUUUGGUUACAGGCUAAUUUAAGUAGGACAAAGUGAUAUAAAAAUUAAUAUGCUCUAAGUCGGCCUUCAUUCAAAUUUAAUCCAUUUAAUGCAAAGAUGUUUUUAUUUUGAAUCUUAGUUGGUCAAAUUUUCCUGUGUAAAUGAAAGUAUUACUAAUUGAUCACAAACUCAUCCACAUAAUAAUAAAGAUCAAAUCAUUAUAACUAACAAAUGUUUAGGUUAGAGUCCCUUUUUAGGAAGCUCAUGUUGAAUAUAAGAAUAUAAAUUAAAUGUUGGCUACACUGUGCAAUGUUGGCUACACUGUGCAAUGUUGGCUACACUGUGCAUGUUUGCUACACUGUGCAAUGUUGGCUACACUGUGCAAUGUUGGCUAUACUCUGCAAUGUUGGCUAUACUCAUUAAUGGACAAUAUUGAACUUUUUCUAUAAAAAAUCCAUGUAUAUUUUCUCAUAUUAUGACUAUAACCAACUGAAACUGGGUGUAACCUGUUUUUAUUACUAUUUACCAUUUACUUCCUUGAUAUCAGUGCUAAUAAUUUUCAGUCCAAAUGGUAACCAUAUGGGCUUAUAUUUCUAAUAAGAUGAGUAAAUAUUUUCAGGCAAGUGAUGCUGAUCUGAAAAAUAACGCAGCUCUCAGCUAUUCGAUACAUGGUGGUAGGUGAGUGUUAUUAUAUGGCAAUAUAAUUAUGAGAUUCAAGGCCCUACUACAGUGUAUUCAGUACAUAAUAUUAUGUGUGUACAGCAAGUUACAAUAUGAAUACUAAAAUAAAAAUUUGUAAAAAAAAAAGUGCAAUCCGCAUCCAUCCAGUCCCUGGUUUAGCAUCAACCCAGAUUCAGGCAGUGUCCAGCUGGUCAGAUUUUGGCCCACUGCCUCAGAGAUGAUCAUCAUAGUGCAUGACAAGGGACUUCCAAGUUUACAAGACAUGGCAGUCGUCAAGGUAAGAGUCAACUCACUUACCUAUGCCUGGUGAAACAAGCACUAGUGUAAUUUUUCAAACAAAUGUUCUGUUAGUUUGAUUACUAUUGGUGAAGUUACCCAUUUGGCUUGGAUUCAAAGAUGUGUAUUUACUCUCCGCUUUAUGAGUUAAUUGAAUAAGUAGCCAUCCAUAUAGUACGUAAGCAAAAAAAUCAUACUUUUGACAGCCCUCCCCUAUUCUAAGCGUACUUUUUAAGACGCCCCUUAUGCAUAGGUAAAAUGAGUCCCCCCCCCUAAAAAAAACAUUAUUUAUUUAUUGACAUUUUUAUGAAAUCACAGUAAAUUGAGUUAUGGGUUUUCACUGAUGUCAGCUUGGCCUGCCCAGUGGUUCCCAAAAUAGUGGUAAUGCUUUGCACUGGGCAGCUCAUAUGAAUGGGACAAAGGGGGCUCUCUCCUCUGGCUCAAAAAUCAGUGGGGCCGGGGGGAGCCAAAAUUGUCUUUAAACAGGACCUAAAUAGUGAAUUUAACUGUAAAAUCCCAUGUAUUUUGCAAAGACAAGCGAGCCUAAAAUAGUUUUUUGACUGAUCCUCCCCUGGCUGCGCUGUUUUAGGCUUCACCCCCGAUUUUCCUCGGCAUGGUCCUGCCAUUGGUUGCCACAACUUCCUCACAGGUUCACUGCAAAAUAUUACACAAUUUUCAUAAAAUACUUUCCACUUUUAAUCUAAUUUGACAUCCAGCGCGCCUGUUGAAUACAGUAACUCACUUGAGUAAUUACUGUUUGCAGUUGCUAGAUUACAGUUAGUGACAUGUAUAUGUGUUUUGUUUUAUUAUUUUUCUUUUUAAUGAAUUUGCUAUUUUGAAGUGUACAUGUUAAAAUUUAACACGGUGAGCCUGGCGAAAAUCUAAAUUUGGAAAAGGCCCCGGGACUUGAAUUUUCUAGGAACCACUGGACUGGCUAAACAAAAUACAUCUUACACACAUGGAGCAUAGGGUGGACAAAAUAUUACUGUUUCUACUACUACUGAUUGGGCCUUCUAUUAGAGCGAUGUUAGAGCGAUAUCUAAUGAGUUCACUUGUGAAAAUCCAAGGCAAUAUUAUGACAAUUCUUCCUAAAAAACAUUGAUUGAUAUUUUUAUAUCAUUAGAGACAUAAAUAUGCUAUUUUUGGACUGUCACAUUUGCAGAAUUUGUUAAUAAAUGUACAUACUCUCUGCCUUUUUUUUUCAAGAGUGAAAGAAUUUGAAAUAACUUAAGUCUUCUGUUUUAUAACAGAUAUCUGGGCCAUCUCCUAACCAGACAGCUGUAGUCAUUCUACCAGUUGCGAUAAGCUCUUUGAAUUCAGAUCUGAAAGGUGUUACAAAGUAGGGGCAUUUAAUAGCUAUUGUUAUACUGAUAUUUAAUAAGCAUAAUUAUUCACUUUAUUACUGAUAUGGUCCUUUCCUGUCAGUGUUGCUAUUUUUGCAGCAUACAAGUAAAUUGUGUUAUCUUAUUAUCUUGAAACACAUUUUCCUAUCUUUUUUAUAGUUAUGCACUUACUCCAUUAAUUUGUAAGCUGUUAUUUGAUUUAAAUUCCUCUAACAGCAAGCUGUCGUCAAUAUUGGGUGUCGAUAUUAAAAUACACAACACCGAGAGCCUCAGUGAUGCUCCUGACAUGGGGUAAAUAAAUGACUAGAUGUUAAACAUCAAACACUGUCUUGCAUGCCUCUAACACUGUCUUGAAUGCAUCUUACACCACAUUACUUGAUUCCUUAUUCUAUUUUCUUUCACAUUCAGUUGACCCAGAGAAUUCAGUCUGAUGAGAAUAAAUUUAUUUUCUAUUUACUAUUUUGAGAGUCCUUUGCUGUUUUCCUAUAUGAUAUUAUGAUUUGCACCCCAUACUCUCUGAGACUAAUUUUAAGAAAAUUAUUGUAGAUUUUCCCCCCUUGCCUCUAAGUCCAAACAUCACUUUCCCGAACCCCCACCUUCAACUCCACUUUUUUCUAAUCAUCUCAUUAUUUUCUGUUUCCAAGGUCACGGGUCCAGAUAUCAGCCAAAGGGAAAAAUGGUGAAAAGCUUAGAGUUGAUGAAAUUGAUAGGUCAGUAGUUGGUCAUUGAUAGGUCAGUAGUUGGUCAUUGAUAGGUCAGUAGUUGGUCAUUGAUAGGUCAGUAGUCUGUCAUUGAUAGGUCAGUAGUUGGUCAUGGAAAUCAGAUCAUGACAUCAGAUCGGACUGUGAGUUCAUAAGGAGUAGGCCUGCUUUUACCUAUAAUUAAAAUGUAAUACUUUGUGGUCUAACAUACAGCACAAAAAUGUUAAGAACAUCAGCUACGCUUAGAUUAUGUUGGCUCAAUCAUUCAAGUCAUAUUACUCAUUUAUCCCCCUAGCCUGCUCAAAGUUCAUGCCAAAGAAAUCUACUCUAGUUUCAAAGAAGAAGCCAAUUCUGCAGGUGUAUGGACAGCACCGUUCAUUGCUGUGCUAGUGAUCAGCAUAGUUCUCUUCUUGGUGCUCAUCGCUUCCUGUAUUAUGUUGAAGAGACAACGAACCAAGUAAGUGUGGAUAUUUAAACCGGGAAAUAGACAAACCUAUUAAAAUGUUUACAAGCUAAAAAACUAAUGCUAUGUGUUGAAACAAGAUCUAUGUGAAAGGUAGGAUUUACUAAAAGGAAAAGUUUUUUUUUUACUAAAAGGGAAGUAGUUUCUAAAAGUGUAUAUGGAGUAUAAAAUUAUCACAGAAAAUUGUUAAGGGUUGUUUUUAUGGGUUGCCCUACAGCUGAAUUUUCAAUUAGCUCUGUAUAGUUGUAUAAUUUUAUGUUGUAUUCCUUAGAUACAAAAGAACCAACAGACUGUUUGAGAAGCUAAACAGAGACACCACCAUCUACGAUGCAGCCCACAAAAAGACCACUUCAGCUGAAGGUAAUGGAUCCAUAAAUGGAUCCAUCCUUCAAAACGGCUCGCUUCCUGUCAGCCAUUCCCUUGCCUCUAACGUGUUUGACAACCCAGCUUACAGGCACGAUGACACCCCUGACAGUGACUCUCAUGGUUAUGCUAGCCCACAGGAUGGAGAUACUAGCCCUCGGGCAGGAGAUGCCAGCCAGCAAGAUGGUGACAGUCACUCAGUGGAAGCUCCUCAAAGUGGCUAUGUUAAUGUUCCGGUUCCCAACAUUCCACAAGUUGAUUUCGAAGAUGAAAAUAAAAAAGAAACAAAGACAGAUUCGCCUAGACUGCCCAGAGCUUCACAGUAUGGUUCCUCGCUUAUCAGCGAGGUUCAGAGGGUGACGGAACCAGUUCAUAAGACAAUGAUCAAUGUCAAAAUGCCACCGACCAGCUCAUCGGACCUAGAUGAUCCUAACGCCACCCACGUCGACUACGAUGGCACUAAAUUUCCAAAUCAGUUUGACAGAAGGAGCAGUGAAGCCGAUAGUGGCGUGCCUGGCGAUGUGGUCUACGAUGGCGAUGCUGAUGAUGGUGAGGAGGCUGCUGACAGCCAUGAGAAAGAUUUGCCUACAGUCAGCCCACACGCCGUAAACACACAUCUGGACAGGCUUGACUCCUCCCUAGAUCUGGUGAAACAUGACUCUGCCGCUGAUUCAAACAAGGACAUACAUGACUUGCUUCCAGAGGAACCAGAGCCUGAUUACGCAAAAAAAGUUCGAUUUAAUGAAAACUCAGCUGCUGCAUUCCAAACUAGUGAACAAGCAGUGGAGAGAUUUGACACAGAAAUUCCCAUCCCAGACACAAAUAUUGCAGAUCCUUUUUACUUUGGUGAAAACGAAAUGACAGCACUUUGACAUAAUUGUAAAAACAACAAUUUAAACUCAUUUUUUCAGUAUAUGUUGGCCAUUAAAAAUCUCUAUCUAUUAUCAAAAUUUUCAAUAAUAUCAAAAUAUUUUUUGCUUAAACAGAAAACUUGAAAAAGAGAUCUAUCCAAAAUAAUGUUAAUGUACAAUUAAGAAAAUAAAUAAGCAAAAAAUAUAUUUUUUAAAUGUGCUAAUACAUUCAGUUGCAUUACCAAGUUCAUAGACCUGUGCUAUGCCUGUAUUAAUUAUCAGUUCUGUAUGGCGGUGUUACUAUUUUUAGAGGCUUUGCAUUAAUAUAACCAUGUUACUUACUGGCCAGGUUUUUAGGUCAACAAAUAAUUAUAGUAUUCACACAGUCUGUAUUCGCCCCGUUGCCAACUGACUGUGGGAAUCACUCAAUCCUCUAAAGAUUGUGGGAACCAUUCGGUAGACAAAGAAUUGUGGAAACCACUCGGUCAACAAAGUGUUAUGUGAAACGCUUGUUCAACAAAAAAAUCUGGUAAACGCUCUGACAACCAUGGAGUAUGAUGCGUUCUCAUAACUCAGACUUUCAAAAGGUGGUUGUGAUAAUCAGCAAUUUUUAUAUAAAAAAAUUUAAUAAAAACUAUUUAUAAUUACUCAUCAAUUGAUUAUGAUAAUUCAUGUGAUUCGCUUUUUCUUCGAAUCAUGUGGCCCUACUUCUGUUCAUGAUCAGGUCAAACAAUGGACUCAUCAUUUGUGUUAUCAGUGAUUUUAAUUUAAAAUAUGUGUAUAUAUUACUCUAAUGCAAUUAUAAAUGUUAAUUUUAUAUAAUUAAUUGUUUUAUUAUAAGUUAUGUAUUUUUAAUAAUAAAUAAAAAUCCAUUGUAAAUGGCUUUCAAAACAAAA
This is a messenger RNA of Lymnaea stagnalis (great pond snail), 14218 nucleotides long. Lineage: Eukaryota; Metazoa; Mollusca; Gastropoda; Lymnaeidae. The record is from the annotation of a GenBank genome assembly.